Messenger RNA from Eutrema salsugineum, 6252 nucleotides. RefSeq lists its product as uncharacterized. Gene Ontology annotation, molecular function: structural constituent of nuclear pore. Gene Ontology annotation, biological process: protein import into nucleus; RNA export from nucleus. NCBI's taxonomy places the organism in Eukaryota, Viridiplantae, Streptophyta, Magnoliopsida, Brassicales, Brassicaceae. The transcript is spliced from 32 exons. Gene Ontology annotation, cellular component: nuclear pore inner ring. The coding region runs from base 87 to 5981 and encodes 1964 amino acids. The record is from RefSeq and is a predicted model, not a curated record.
UAAAAUCUAAAAAUCUCGAUUUUUCGUCUUCUCUCUCUCUAGGGUUUAAGCGCUCUCGAACAGUGAUCUUUCACUGAGCUCUUUCAAUGGCGAACCCUAAAUCCGUCGAUGCGUCCCUCUGGUGGGAUCCGUUUGGCUCCCUUCUCAGCGAACUCGAGAAUUCAUCUCUCUCUGAUGACCUCCCUCAAGCCAUCGCGGAGAAGUUGGAGAAAAACCACGCGUGGUUCGUUGACACUCUCUCAAUGUUCAAGUCACCGAAUGGGAAAUCAAAAGAUGCUUUGAAUUCGGAUGUAGUCAAAAUCAAGGAGCACCAGUUGGUGAUUAUGCCUGAACUAAAAGAAAAAGCGCUUCGAAUCAGCUCUUAUCUGAAUCUAGAUGAAAUCCAAUCAUAUAUCCUCGUGGAAAGAUCUAUGGAGCAGGAAUAUGGAACAACUGACUCGGUAGCUCAAGAAUUCGUUGACGUGGUAUUGCUUCAGUAUUACAUAGAGCGACAGUGCCUACUAAAGUGUACAAAGCGUAUUCUCAUCCAUGCCUUAUAUACAACAAGAGAAGAAAAUACUAUCAGGGACGAAGCUAUAAAGCUGAUCUCAGAUGGGCUUGAAAAACAACAAUCAUCAAUUCUUGAGGACCUUUUGUCAUCUUCUUUUCCACAGCAGAUGGAUGCCAAUCUAUUUACUCUGUGGGCGGAGGAGACACUAAUUGAGGACAAUUUGGUUUUAGAUAUUAUUUUCCUUCUUUACCAUGAAUCAUUCUAUACUUGUAAUGGAGAAAGAUGGGGAAAACUGUGUUCCUUAUACAAGGGAAUACUUUUGGGCUCCUAUAAUUUUAGGAAGCUGGCAGUGUCAGCUGAAGCACAGCUUUCUGCAUGUCGUGUAAAAAUUCAGUUGUUGAUGAUUCUUAUAGACACGCUGGAUAUGGAGAAUCUGUUACAAAUGGUUCAUGACGGAGUACCUUUCAGGUCUGGCCCUUGUGUUUUUUCCAUUAAUGAUGUCCAAGAUAUGGAUGCAACAAUCUCUAGCCUCAACACUUUGGAAGUAAAAGAGGCAGGACCUCUAGUCCUUGCCUGGGCAGUGUUUCUGUGUCUUAUUUCAUCACUUCCUGAGAAGGAGGAAAGUCCGUUCCUGAUGGAGAUAGAUCACGUGAGCUAUGUUCAUCAAGCUUUUGAGGCAGCAUCCUUGAGCUAUUUUCUUGAAAUUCUUCAGAGAGACGUGUUGAAUGAUUUCAAUGGGCCAGUCUCUGGGUAUCGUAGUGUCUUGAGGACUUUUAUUUCAGCAUUUAUUGCGUCUUAUGAGAUCAAUAUUCAGCUGGAAGAUGCCACCCUGGAGUUGAUACUGGACAUCCUUUGCAAGGUUUAUCAGGGAGAGGAGUCCCUCUGUAGUCAGUUUUGGGAUCGAAAAAGUUUUGUCGAUGGCCCUAUUCGGUGUCUUCUCUUUGAUUUGGAGAGUGAAUUCCCAUUCAGAAGUGCUGAAUUUAUUCGUCUCUUGUCGUCCCUGAGUGAAGGAAGUUGGCCUGCUGAAUGUGUGUACAACUUUCUGGAUAAAUCAGUCGGGAUAUCAACCUUAUUUGAUAUUACUAGCGACUCUCUAGUGGAUAAUGCCUCCCAGCUUGUUGAAACUUCCCAGCCGUUGCAUAUUCAAGGUCUUGAAGGUUUAGUUAUUCCCAGCAAUACUCGUGGGCGAAUGCUGAGAAUAAUCGGUGAAGAUACUGGCCUUGUACGGUGGGAGUUCUCAAUAUCUGGCGUGAUAGUGUUAAUCAUCCGUUUGGCCAAUGGACUCUACACUGGUAACAAUCGUGAAGCUUUUGCGACUCUUGAGCUAUUUCGUCGAAUGGUAACAUUUAACAAGGGUGUAUGUUUCUCCUUAUUGAAUAUCAAUCACUCCUUUCAUGCUCACGAAUCUUACAUGAAUGGGAAGAUGGAAAGUGAUGUGAGGGUGGUUGAUAUAAUUUGCAAUUCAGUCAGAAGCUUAACUUUUGACACUAGUGGUGCAGCUGUGAUGGCAAUGGCUAUUGAUAUCUUAGCAAAGCUGCUGCGAUGUUCCCCAUCAAAUGUUGCUCCCAUGGUUUUAAAGGCAAAUAUAUUUGACAUGACUUCAGGGCUAAGCGUCCUAGACAGUGGCUACAAUAUGUCAUUGAGCGGAUCAUGGUCGCUCUCGGGGAAACUGGCAAAGAUGAUCUUGAUUGACUGCGAGAAGAAUGAUACAAGCCGCCCGUUGGUCAUAUCAGUUCUGGAAUUCACCUUGCAACUUGUGGAGGGAGGACUGGAGGAUAAUUUAGUUCUUGCUUUAAUUAUUUUCUCUCUGCAGUACAUUCUUGUUAGUCAUGAGUUUUGGAAAUACAAUCAUCGAAAUAUGCGUUGGAAUGUGACACUAAAGGUCACUGAAGUGAUGAAAACGUGUCUCAGAUUCAGUAAAUUCUCCACAAAGCUGAAGGAUGUUCUCCUUAAUAUCUUGCUGAACGAUGCCUCUGUUCACAGUGCUCUAUUCCGAAUCAUUUGUACGACUACGCAAACUUUAGAGAACCUUUGCGUAAGCCGUUUUAUUGAACCAGCAGAGAUUGAAGGAUGGCAACUUUCUAUAGUCUCUGUUUUGGAUGUUUUAGACAUCACACUCUCCCAGUCUUCGGAGAGUACACAUUCUGGUCUUUCCGUGUUUCAUCAAGCUAUGCUGUCGUCUACAACUAAACCAAUCUCAGUUGUUGCAGCUAUCACAUCACUGAUAUCUUACUUCCGCAAUCCUACUAUACAGCUUGGUGCUGUUAAAGUGCUCUCAAAAUUAUUUGCCAUGGCAGAAUCAUCACAAUUUUAUAUAAAAAGCAACGCAGGCUUUGGUCUAGACGAUAAACAGAUUACAGAUUUAAGAAAUUCGGUUAGCCAGAUUGUACUUGAUCUAUCGGGACAAAAUGAAGAUCUAGUCGUUGCCACCAUGAAACUACUAACUGUUGCGGCAAGAUAUCAGCCUGCUCUUUUAGUUGCCAUAUUUGAUUCAAACGAAGACUCAGAUGCUGUUAACUUUAAACAGUCAAGCAAAGAGGUUUCCUCAGUUCCUGAACUGGCUUGUAAAUCUUGCUUAUUGCACAUUAUCUUGCGAUAUGUUGAGAGGGCAACUGAUUUUGUCAAUAGGCGCACGGAUAUAUUACUGAGUUUACUUGAUUUCCUUAAAACCCUUUGGCAAGAGGCGGGCCAAUACAUGAAUAUCCUGGAACCAUUUAAGGCAUCAAAGAAGUUGUGGGAGGAAUUUUCCAACAUCAUAUCACAGGGGUGUAAGCUAAAGGAUUCGUCAGUUGGAAGUUUAGGCAAGGAAGAAAUCUCUAAAUUAUUUGUGAAAUAUCAGUGUCAGUCUUCUGUUUUGGAAAUUAUGGCCUCUAACAUGUUUUUAAACAAGAAGCUGUUGUUUGCGGAAUCACUUAAAAAACCAUGCUUGGGGCCAAAAGAGAAGACAUAUAAUGCAGUAUCUCCAUCCAAAUUAACUCCAACAGCUGAUUCAGAUCCCAAGGAUAUCUUUUCAAAAUGGUGUGACAUAUCUGUUUUAGAUUGCCUUAUCCAGACAGUCUCUUCUGUAGAUGGUGAAAGUGAAAGAAACUUCCAAGCAAAGGUUGCUGCCGUUUUACUUACUGUGCAUUUGGUUGUGAAACUGGAAACAUCUGGCGCUGGAGCAUUAUCUAUGGCUUUAGUUGGGAAAAUCAAACUCAUAUCGGAAAUGCUUUGUGCCCAACCUGCUUUUUCUGAGUUGUUGGUUCAAUAUUCAAAACUUGGCUAUAGCGGAGGAAAGGCGUUGAUGCCUUUGAUUCUCAGCGAUCUAUAUUGUCAUCUACAAGGAAAACUUGAAGGUCGUGAAAUCCCAACUGGUCCAUUCAAAGAGCUUUUCCAGUUUCUAGUUGAGUCGAGCUUUUGGGAGAAAUACAAACAGAAAACUGAUAAGGACAAAGAUAUGGCUUUGGGGGACAGUUUGUUUGACACUCAGCAUAUACGAACGGAAUUAGGUAUUGAUAUUUGGGAUUUCUCCGAGUGGAAGUCAUCUAAAACGACAACAGAGGAGUUGUUGAGUUACAUGCAGAGAGAAAACUCGAUAGUUCUACUCACAACUUCGCAGCUCUCUGUUUUGCAUGCAUUGACAUCAGUCUUGAUACUUUACGAGGACAAUUCUCUUGAAGAAAGUGCGGCUGUGGAAAGGAAAGUCCCUUCUCGAGUCGCUAUUUCAAGCAUUAAUGAAGUGUGCCAGAAAUUCUGCACCACGGUUGAUUCACUUGCGUCGCUCUGGAAUGCACCCAAGAUCGUGUUUGACAUACUUAUUGCACAGGCAGACUUACUAUCCCGUCUUUUGAAAUCCGCCAAGAAAGAUCUGCCGUUAUCAAUAUGUGCACUUGUUCUGAAAAAUGUUGGGCCUUGCCUCAAAAUCCUCGGUAGUUUGAGGCAUUCAAAUGCUUUACUGAAGAAGGCGAUAAACCUCCUGCUUGAGGUGUUGCUCCUUGUUGUGGAUUUUGGUUCAGACAGCCCAAACACGAGUGGCAUAGGACUUAUGGUGCCAGCCAAAGAUUUUGCAGAGAUAUCAGAUGCAACAAUUGGAUUAUUACCCCUUCUCUGCAACUUCAUGGGGAAUCCGGAGUACUUGACUCUCUGCCUGACAACAGUAGACUUGAUUCUCAGAAUAUUUUUGACCCCAGAGACAUGGUUCCCUAUUAUACAGAGUCAUCUCCGCUUGCAGCAUGUUAUUCUACAGCUUCAGGACAAAAAAUCCACGGCAUCCGUUUCAGCAAUUAUGAAAUUUUUCUUAACUAUUGCUCAAGUUCAUGGUGGUGCUCAGAUGCUUCUCAACUCCGGAUUUUUCUCGACUUUAAGAUCUUUGUUCAUUGACUUGCCGGAUGGAAUGUCUACUCUGCUAUCUGAAAACGAAAAGGACUCGCUGCUAGAAAAGACAGAGAAACCUCAACAUAUCUGGGGAAUCGGUUUGGCUGUGGUUACGGCCAUGGUUCAUUCUCUAGGAUCCGUAUCUGUGGGUGCUGAUAUUGUGGAGAGUGUGAUAUCUUACUUUUUCUCAGAGAAAGGUUACAUGAUCUCAUAUUAUAUCGCUGCGCCGGAUUUCCCUUCUGAUGGCCGUGAGGCCCGUGACAAAGUGAGACCACGAGUUCAAGGGACAUGGACUUCCCUUGCUUAUCUUAGAGAAACUGAGCAUACUCUCCUUUUGAUGUGUGCAUUAGCAAGCCAUUGGAGAUCAUGGGUUAAAAUAAUGAAGGAGAUGGAUUCUCCAUUAAGAGAAAUGACUAUACAUCUCUUGGCCUUUAUCAGCAAAGGCGCUCAACGCCUCAGAGAGUCUCAGAUCCAAACAUCUCAUCUGUUAUGCCCUCCAGUAGUGAAAGAAGAGUUUGAUUCCUGCAAAAGACCGUCUUUCAUCAACAGCAAACUCGGAUGGUUUGCUCUAGCACCUUUGGUUUGUGUUGGGAAACCCAAGCUCGGUGCUGUAUCAAUCUCGACUGCUCUAGUUGCUAGGGGACAAACGACAGAGCAUCCUGGAUCUGUUCCUCAAUCACACUUUUCAGACUUGGUUGCGGUACAGAUUUAUAGAGUGGCUUCUCUCUUGUUGAAUUUUCUUUGUUUACAAGCAGAGGGUGUUGUUAAACGGGCAGAGGAAGUGGGAUAUGUUGAUCUUGCUCAUUUCCCUGAGCUUCCAGAGCCGGAGAUUUUGCACGGUCUACAGGACCAAGCCAUGGCGAUUGUCGCUGAGCUUUGUGAUAAUUACAGUCCCAAAGAGGUUCCUGAUGAAGUAAAGAAGUUGUGCCUUUUGCUGCUCCAAAUGACAGAGAUGUCGUUAUACUUGGAACUCUGUGUUGUUCAGGUUUGCAGGAUCCAUCCAGUUUUUGGCCGUGUAGAUAACUUCUCCAAAGACUUUAAAAAGUUAGUGAAAGUUGCAGAAGAGCAUGCCUACUUGGAACCGUCUAUGGAUUCACUGAAGAAAAUAGCUGUGUUUCUGUAUCCCGGAUCGCUAUAGGGACGAACUUUACAUUCUUCACAAUAACCAACCCCACGUGAAACAGAAUCUGGUACGUAUGGUUUAGAUUCCCUGGUGAUUUGAUGCGCAUUGAGUGCCCCCAUGGUAUUAUUCUGUGUAUUAUUUAUGUGCUAUGUAUAAAAUUAUUCUCAAUUUUUUUGGAAAAAAAAAAAGUAUAGCUCAAACUUUAAAAAUGUUCUCGGGUCAUGCUGACCACUCCUUUUAAGGCCGCUCGUAACGCCGUUGCUUUCAUUUGAUUAAUCGAUUACCG